Messenger RNA from Cercopithifilaria johnstoni, 297 nucleotides. Lineage: Eukaryota; Metazoa; Nematoda; Chromadorea; Rhabditida; Onchocercidae. The record is from the annotation of a GenBank genome assembly.
AUGGAAUGUGCAGCUAAUAGUAAAGCUGUGAUUUGUGACAAACGACCGCUUGAGCUGUACGGUAAGACAAUUUGGAAGCCAUGCCUAUUCGGCUACAUUUGCAUCAAGGAAUCUGAUUAUAUCGAUGAAUUUCGACGUUGUAUUGACUUAGGUAUGGAGUUUAGUCCCAUUCUCUGCAAUAGCGCUUACGAAUAUCCACGAAAUUUCAACUGUGAUUUCUACGACAAAUUUGCUUGUCAACGUAGCAAACGUUAUAUCUAUUCGUGUGUUUGUAUCAACAGUCAUCGAAACGUGUAA